Lucilia cuprina (Australian sheep blowfly) is the source of this 2142-nucleotide messenger RNA. RefSeq names its product zinc finger protein 614-like. The record is from RefSeq and is a predicted model, not a curated record. Gene Ontology annotation, biological process: regulation of transcription by RNA polymerase II. The transcript has 5 exons. Gene Ontology annotation, cellular component: nucleus. The coding region runs from base 50 to 2089 and encodes 679 amino acids. NCBI's taxonomy places the organism in Eukaryota, Metazoa, Arthropoda, Insecta, Diptera, Calliphoridae. Gene Ontology annotation, molecular function: RNA polymerase II transcription regulatory region sequence-specific DNA binding; DNA-binding transcription factor activity, RNA polymerase II-specific.
UAAUUUUUCAUCUUUAAGACAACUAGGUAUUUUUUUUUUGUUUGCAAAAAUGGGAACGCAACUACAAGAAAUUCAAGAUUAUAAUAAUUAUAUAAAAUGUGGAGAAAUUUUAAAAUCUCCAUCACAAAACUAUCAAAAAUCAAUUAUACUCAAAUGCUUUGAAUGUAAAGAAGUUCACUUUAAAUUGGAAACAUUUAUUGCACACAUUCAAGAACAUUUUAAGGAUGUUUUGUCAUUAGAGGAAAGUGAAGCGAAAGCUCAGUUUGAAAAUGUUCAUGAUGUUGAUGAAAUGGAAAGGGAAGGUGUUGGUAUUGAAAAUCUUGAAGUUAAAUUAGAAGAAUUAGAAGAUCCACUAUUUCCCGUCAAAUUUGAAAUUGAAGAAGAUAAAACCAACACAAAAGUCGAAAAAAACUCACAAGACUUGAAGACAAGUAUUAAAACAAAUUACGAAGAUGAAUUCGAAGAUGUAAUAGAUAGUGCAGACGAAUUUCAACAUGAUGAUGACAGUGAUUCAGAUGAAGAAUAUUUAAUAAAAGAACGGGCAUGUAAACGAAAGAAGAACAGUGCAGAUGAAACAAAAGUUGAGGACUCUGAAACAGAUGAAGAUGAGAUCAAAGAAAGAACAAAUAGAAGAAAGAAAAAUUCUACAGAUGAAACAAACUCUGAAGACUCUGAAUCAGAUGAAGAUGAGGAGAUAAAAAAGAAGUCACCUAAUAAAACUAGCAUAAAAUCGCCAAUCGUCGAAGAAUUCAUGAAAUCUAAAGCCCAUGUUUUAACAUUAAUAGAACUUUAUAAAAAUCAGCCAAAUUUAUGGGAUAAAUAUGCCCCCUUCUAUCGCUUAAAAGACAAAAAGAAACAAUUUUUGGAGGAAAUUACACAGGAACUAAAUAAAAAAUGUUCUUUAGAACUAUUUUGGGAUGAGACUGGAGAAAUUAUUGCACAUAUUUCUUCAAAACAUAGAUGUGACUUCAAGAGAAUACAUUACCAAAGUAAUAAAAAGAAAAAAUUAAAGAAAAAUGGCAAAACUUCAGGGAAAUAUGAAAGAAAGGUCGAUAAAAAAACCAAAUGUUGUUGGUUUUAUGAUGAUUUGUAUUUCUUAAGAUCAAAAGUUGUGAUACGAAUGGAGCAUUUAGAUGCCAGUCUACCCGAUUUGACAUCAGAGCAAAUUAUACAAAUAUUAGAAAUAUAUAAAGGUUUUCCUCAUCUAUGGGAUACCUAUCUAAUUGAACAUAUAUGUUUAAAUAAACGUAAUGACGCUCUUGAGGAGAUGUCAAAAGCUUUGGAAACCAAUAUGAAUCUUAAAAUUGAUGUAAGUGUAUUGGAGAAAUAUAUACAUACUAUACAUGAGUAUUGUUCAAGGGAAAAAAGAAGACGAUUAGGCAUAGCCACCCCAGAAGAUUUGGAAAACAAUACGAAAAAUAGUUCGCCCAACUAUUUCGAGCACAUGGCUUUUUUGGAAGAUCACGAAGGACCUUUUAGUUGUCCAGAAUGUAGUGGCAUUUAUAACAAGCCUUUGUGUUUCAGAAUCCAUAAAGCCCAACAUGACGGUUCACCAGCUCUUAAAUGUUCCCAAUGCGAGCAAGCAUUUAAAACUGUGGCUUCUUUUACCACGCAUGCCAAACGCCACUUAGAGGAUCUUCAAUUUAUUUGUAAGGUGUGCGGUACAAAGUUUCUUAGGCAUUGCGAUCUAAAAAUACAUUUGUUAACACAUACCGACGCCAGGCCAUAUUGCUGUGAAAUCUGCGGAGCAUCUUAUCGCCAGUCGAAUAGUUUUCGAAAACACCAAAGACAACAUGAAAAACGUUUCUCUCAUACAUGUCAUAUUUGUUCUAAGGGAUAUUACACAAAAUAUCGUUAUGUCGAUCAUAUGAACUCACACAUGAAUAUACGUCAACAUGUAUGUAACAUAUGUGGCAAGGGAUUUAUAACGAGCAGAGCAUUAAAGACACAUGCAGUCACACAUGAAGAUGCUAGGAAUCAUGCAUGUAAACUUUGUGGUAAAACAUUUAAGCUAAAGAUUGGUGUAUUACAACAUAUGCGAACACAUGGAAGCAAAGCGGAAAUGGAGAAAAGUAGUUUGCUCUUAUAAAAAUAUGAAUAUUUUAUUUCAAAUAUACGCAAUAGUUUUAUUUUUUAAGAGAA